Molecule: messenger RNA, 1326 nt
Organism: Microbotryum saponariae
Lineage: Eukaryota; Fungi; Basidiomycota; Microbotryomycetes; Microbotryales; Microbotryaceae
Source: the annotation of a GenBank genome assembly
AUGCCGCCCAUCAAGUUGUCUCAGUCGCUCAAGACGUUGAUCGGCUCGAGUGCUGCUAGGGGUGCACCGUUGCCGGCCCCCUCGACGGCUUCGCUGGAUCGCUUGUUCGCAGAGUUGAGGUCGAGUGCGAAGGGGAAGGGCGUAGGAUCCAACACGUGGUUGACAUUGUCGGUCAGUCGUACCGUUCUGGCUUCAAUAUGGAGAACAUGGGGGUACUCAUCGAUACCCGGGAUGUCCUUUCGGUGCAUACAGUCAGCGACACUGACCACGCUCAACUCACCGGACUCGCUCAAGCACCUGUACACCUUCGCAACCAAGGACGCGACCGAGGUUGAUCAAGUCAGGACAGCCGCUGUGGGUCUCAUCAUGCCUGCUCAUCCCAGAGACUACUUCUUGUUGUAAGCUGACCCCCAAGGCUAUCGCGAUUUGAACAUCAGUUGAUGAGGGAGGUCGGCCUCAAGUGCAUCAGGUGAGCGAGAACUAGAGUGGCCUACUCGUUCUUAAUUGCUCACCUUUCGAUGUGUACUGUCGUGUUCCCCUUAAGCUUCAACGGGAUACCGCGCGUGCGUUCUACCCCCAGUUUUUUCUGAUCGUCCCGGGGCAGGCUGGAUGCGCUCGGACAAGAUGUCCUUUGCCCGCUUGACCCCGACCAAGUUGUGCUGUGCUCACUUGCUAACGAUUUCUUUUCCAGUCGAUCAACAACCUGGCUGCACUUCGUUCCGCCGUUCCGGCGUCGAUCCAAGAACGUCUCGGCACGACCCCCACUCGGUGCGUCAAGGAUUUUCGCAAGCAAGCUCAUCAACUUGACUCAUCUCAAACACUAACGAAACCUAUAUAUGCAUACACAGUGAGCCCAAGGACCCCUCGACUGUCUCAUCCCGCGCCAAAGCGCUCUGGAACUCGAUCUACGACCCCCAAUCCACAAAACUACUUUCGAUCCUUUCGGCCUCGCAUCCCGACCUCCCCGUCCACAUCCUCAAUUCCCACUACGGCGCGUUACUAGCCGAUCCUCCUGUCCAGUCUUCUUCCCCGGGUGAAAGCACCUCCACAGUCGGUCGCAUCUUGACUUCUUUGAUCGCCAUCUCGUGUCUCCGAGCUCAGGGGGGUGUUGAACCCCAAGUGAUUUCGCAUGUCUUUGGGUUGAGGAAAGCUUCGUUCGAGGAGGAGGCGAAGAAGGAAUUAGGGGAAGGUGGGGAGUGGUUGACGAGUGAAGAUGGGGCACAGUGGUGUAUUGAUUGGGUGGAUAGAAUCGUUGAUGAGGUUGCGAGAGGGGAGGGGCCGACUUUUGCGACGAGGCCGCAGGGAGGGUUGAAGGCCAAAUUGUAG